AUGGCUAUUCCAAGGACUUCUCUCCGCGGCUUCUUGACCCAUGCCCGCAAUGCUCUCCGCACGGCCAUCAAUUUAAACCAGAAGGUUACACUGGUAAUCGGGAAUGAAUCGGCAGACCUAGACUCGAUGACCAGUCCGGUCCUCUAUGCAUACCUCCGCUCACUGUACCCCCCACGGAAUGCAUUCACGCCGCUCUACAUUCCAAUCGUUAAUCUCCCUGCAGCGGACAUUGCGCUGCGACCCGAGUACCUGGCUGCCUUCCGCCAUGCAAACAUUGAUCCGGAGCAUUUGAUUACGCUCGACGAUCUCCCGGAGCUCGCCAUCAUACAGAAGAAGCUUCCCCCCGAGAACACUAAAUGGAUAUUGGUGGACCAUAAUGCUCUGCAGGGUACCUUAGGGCAGGUGUACUCGUCAAGAGUUGGGGGCGUCAUUGACCACCACGAAGACGAAGGGAAAGUGGCGGCUGAAACGGAGCCCGAGCCUCGAAUCAUUGAGAAGAGUGGGAGCUGUACAAGCCUAGUCACCGAGUACUGCCGGGAACACUGGGACGUGGUUUCUGCGUCUGCGCUCAGCACCGGCGCCGCACAUGGGCAGGGGGAGAGCCUGCUAGACGAUAGCGCGACUGUCAAGGUGUGGGAUGCGCAGGUGGCGUUUCUGGGUCUGGCGAGCGUGUUGAUCGAUACCAAUAACCUGAAGUCUAAGGAUAAGACGACGGAACACGACAGGAAGGCAGUCGAGUACCUUGAGGCCAAAAUUCUGGCGUGUCCCAAAUUCGUCACAAGCUAUGAGCGAAAAGACUUCUUUGACGAGAUUGACCAGGCCAAGAAGAGCAUUGAUUCCCUGAAACUACACGAUAUCCUGCGGAAAGAUUAUAAGCUAUGGGAAGAGAACGGAUUGAAACUUGGCGUCAGCUCAGUGGUCAAGGAUAUCGGUUUUCUUGUACACAAAGCCGGGACGGAAGAUGCGACUCGGACAGCGCAAGAUGCAUUUCUCGGUGGGCUUGAGGACUUUGCCAAGGAGCGUGACCUGGACGUGUAUGGUCUCAUGACGAGCUUCUCCUCCCCAUCCGGACACCAGCGCGAGCUCCUCGUUUGGGCAUUGAAUGAAUCCUCACUUCCUGGCGCAGAGAAAUUCGCUCAAGAGGCAAAAGAAGAGUUGGGCCUUGAGCCAUGGAGCGGUGUAGAGAGCCUGGUUACGGGCCAGCUACUGCGGGAUAAGAGGGUGAAGAUCUGGGUGCAACGGAACGUGCAACAUAGCAGGAAACGGGUAGCGCCUCUGCUCCGGGAAGCUAUGAGGUAA
Westerdykella ornata is the source of this 1299-nucleotide messenger RNA. RefSeq names its product DHH phosphoesterase. The record is from RefSeq and is a predicted model, not a curated record. Lineage: Eukaryota; Fungi; Ascomycota; Dothideomycetes; Pleosporales; Sporormiaceae. Gene Ontology annotation, cellular component: cytoplasm. Bases 1 to 1299 code for a protein of 432 amino acids. Gene Ontology annotation, molecular function: exopolyphosphatase activity. The transcript has 2 exons.